Molecule: messenger RNA, 712 nt
Organism: Daucus carota subsp. sativus
Lineage: Eukaryota; Viridiplantae; Streptophyta; Magnoliopsida; Apiales; Apiaceae
Product: blue copper protein 1a
Exons: 2
Coding region: 91-573 (160 amino acids)
Cellular component (GO): plasma membrane
Molecular function (GO): electron transfer activity
Source: RefSeq, a predicted model, not a curated record
AACUAAAGCAUAUCACAAUCAAAACAGAGUUGAAGAACGAAGAGAAUAUCUAGGAUCUAGCUUUUUUCUCCCAUACUAAUCUUUUACCCAAUGGCCUCAAUUAAUAUUUUUGUUGUAUUAGCUCUUGUUUCAGCAAUCAUUGCUCCGGCUUUGGCAACAGACUUUGUGGUUGGAGAUGCCGCUGGCUGGAAAACCAAUUUCGAUUACAAGACAUGGGCUGCUGGCAAAGAGUUUCACGUUGGCGAUAAACUCAUUUUCAAUUACCCUGUUGGAGUUCACAAUGUUCACAAAGCGGAUUUAGCUUCAUUUCAGAGUUGCACACCAUCCGCAACAAGUGUGGCCCUCACUACCGGAAGUGAUGUGAUUACUCUUGCAAGUGAAGGCAAAAAAUGGUACUUAUGCAGCAUAGCUUCUCACUGUGCCUCUGGAAACAUGAAGCUUGCAAUAACAGUGUUACCUCAGGGAGAAUCUCCUGCUCCAGCUCCUGAAGUUUCUGCAGCUUCUGGAUUUGGGGGCUCUACACAUAUGUUAUGGAUUGCUGCAGCAUUGGCAACACUAAUGACGAUGAUUUAAUUAAGACCAGGAGAGAGUUCAGUAAUUUUUCUAAUUAUGAUUUGUAUUAUGACAAUUUUCUUUUAUUACGGAUUAUUAUUAUAAUAUUUGUGGAUGAUCAGUAAAUUAAUGAUAUGCGGCAAGAGCUUACAUUUACAGA